AGCUUUGAUGCCAGUUUGAAUCCGUCUUCAAUGAAUGCAAGCGAGGAAAAGAGGGUUUGUGAAAGUUGUCCUUUGGAAAUUGUCCAUGGAAUUCCUCUAUAUAAAGCUCAUUGGAUGAAACUCAAGUGCAACACAAGUUCCUCAUCUUGCUCUCCCAUCUUUCGUGAUAAUUCGAGCGAUAGGGUUGAUUGUUCGAUGAUGAAGAUGGGAUUCAGUUACGCCUUUCCAGCGUUUGUCCUCGUGCUCUCCGCCGUGAUGGCGGCUGAGGCCAGAAGCAUCGUCGUCGGAGGGUCCGAAAACUGGCGUCCCGGUUUCAACUACACUGACUGGUCUCUCAAGAAUAGCCCCUUUUACAUCAACGACACACUCGUGUUCAAGUACGAGGCCCCCCACAAUGUUUACUUGCUGCCGAACCUGUGGAGCUUCAUAAAGUGCGACUUCAAGGACGCGAAGCUCAUCGCGAGCACCGAGGACGGCGGCGGCGACGGCGUCGAGGUGAAUCUGAGCGGGAUGAGACUCUACUACUUUGCUUCGUCCGACGGCGACGACUGCAGCACCGGGAUGAUGAAGUUCUUCGCCGUGCCCAUAUACCAUCUGCGAGGUUGAUCGACGAUAAUGAAGGAUUAGACAAUCACCUUUGGUUCGGCGUGUUUCGAGUGCUUUGUUAGGACUGAUAAUCAAUAAGGUCUACUAUUCUGCCCUAGCUAGAAAAUGGACGACAAUAAUCGGGAACCAGAGAAAGGAAUUAAAGCGAUUAAUUUCUUUUUCUACAAUUAAUUGUUCCUUGUCUAAACGUAAUAUCUGUUGUUUAAGUAUCUGUUGCAUGGCAUCGCCGUAGUUGUUUUAAUAAGCCAAUAAUAUCAUAAUGUCUUGCUCUUUCAUCUAGCAA
Molecule: messenger RNA, 889 nt
Organism: Syzygium oleosum
Lineage: Eukaryota; Viridiplantae; Streptophyta; Magnoliopsida; Myrtales; Myrtaceae
Exons: 2
Coding region: 31-606 (191 amino acids)
Molecular function (GO): electron transfer activity
Source: RefSeq, a predicted model, not a curated record